Molecule: messenger RNA, 654 nt
Organism: Dibothriocephalus latus
Lineage: Eukaryota; Metazoa; Platyhelminthes; Cestoda; Diphyllobothriidea; Diphyllobothriidae
Source: the annotation of a GenBank genome assembly
AUGCUGCGUAUGCACAAGGUUCCUGAGAUGACCAUCUCCAAUGCUUGGCAGAUUGUGCGCCUGUGCUGCUCAGAGGUGAUUUGCACUGCCAUUCUAGCUUUCACCAUCGCGCGCUCCAUCGAAAAUCCACCCGGCCCUGCCGCCGGCUUCCUCUUUGUGCCCGUAUCGCUGUUUCUGGGCAUUUGGAUCGGCGGACCAGUCAGCGGUGGUCACAUAAACCCGGUCGUUACUCUAGUACUCUGUGCUUGUCGUUGGGUCUCCUUCAUCUACCUGCCCAUCUACUGGUUGAGUCAGUUCGUCGGCGUUCUGGUAGGUAUGGGCUUGGCGCACGGAUUCACCCUAGCAAUGCUGAAUGGUACAGAGCCAAAGAACUUGACCACUGAUGGCCUGCUGGGAGACUUCUUCUGGAUUCAUUUAGCAGCCGAGACGUUGACAACAACAAUGUUCCUGCUGACAGUGGUCUCAAGCGCUGAUUCAAAGAGGCCCGGGAACUGGACCGGCAGUGGCUUCUACACCAGUCUUUCGGUGGCAUCGAUGGCGCUCAUCAUCGGCUUAUUCUUUGACGCAAGGAUAGCCUGCUUUGUCAAUCCUAUUGUUCCGGUGGGAACAGCCAUUGUCUUUGGCAUAAAAACUGGCUUCUGGGUGAGUCUGUAA